Nothoprocta perdicaria is the source of this 3529-nucleotide messenger RNA. RefSeq names its product ERCC excision repair 4, endonuclease catalytic subunit (gene ERCC4). Gene Ontology annotation, molecular function: damaged DNA binding; single-stranded DNA binding; single-stranded DNA endonuclease activity. Gene Ontology annotation, biological process: double-strand break repair via homologous recombination; resolution of meiotic recombination intermediates; nucleotide-excision repair involved in interstrand cross-link repair. The record is from RefSeq and is a predicted model, not a curated record. Bases 10 to 2724 code for a protein of 904 amino acids. Gene Ontology annotation, cellular component: nucleotide-excision repair factor 1 complex. The transcript is spliced from 11 exons. NCBI's taxonomy places the organism in Eukaryota, Metazoa, Chordata, Aves, Tinamiformes, Tinamidae.
CGGGCGGCCAUGGCGGCGCUGCUCGAGCACGAGAGCCAGAUAUUCCUGGACCUCUUCCACAGCGACGGGCUGGUGGUGUGCGCCCGCGGGCUGGGCAUCGACCGCCUGCUGCUGCGCUUCCUUCGCCUCUACUGCGAGCCCGCCAGCCUUGUGCUCGUGCUCAACACGAGCGCCGCUGAGGAGGAAUAUUUCAUCGAUCAGCUGAAGUCAGAGGGAGUUGCUCACCUUCCUCGGCGCGUUACCAAUGAAAUCACAAAUAAUAUUCGCUAUGAAUUUUACACACAAGGAGGAGUCCUCUUUGCAACAAGCCGAAUCCUUGUGGUUGAUUUCCUCACUGACAGAAUUCCUGCAGACCUCAUUACUGGCAUUUUAGUAUACAAAGCACACAGAAUCAUUGAAUCCUGUCAGGAAGCAUUUAUCUUGCGACUCUAUCGCCAGAAAAACAAGCAAGGCUUCAUUAAAGCUUUUACAGAUAAUGCGGUUGCAUUUAACACUGGCUUUUGCCAUGUGGAAAGAGUGAUGAGAAGUCUUUUUGUCAGAAAACUUUAUCUGUGGCCAAGGUUUCAUAUAGCUGUUAACUCGUUUUUAGAGAAGCAUAAACCUGAAGUGGUAGAGAUACAUGUGUCAAUGACUCCCAAGAUGCUUGCUAUCCAGACUUCUAUACUGGAUAUUUUGAAUGCCUGUCUGAGAGAACUCAAACGUUAUAAUCCAGCUCUGGAAGUAGAAGAUCUAUCUUUAGAAAAUGCUAUUGGUAAACCUUUUGAUAAGACAAUACGUCACUAUCUGGAUCCUCUCUGGCAUCAGCUUGGAGCUAAGACCAAAUCUUUAGUCCAAGAUUUGAAAGUGCUCCGUACUUUGCUGCAGUAUCUAACCCAGUAUGAUUGUGUCACCUUCCUUAAUCUUUUGGAGUCACUGAAAGCCAGUGAAAAAGCCUUUGGWGAAAAUUCAGGGUGGCUGUUUCUUGAUUCCAGUACUUCCAUGUUUGUAAAUGCUCGAGCCAGAGUUUAUCGCACUGCAGAUGACAGCCUGAAUAAAAAAAGAAAAGUUUCUGAAAACAAUGAUGCAAGAAAAGAAAAUGAAAUGAAAAGAGAAUUGGUUCUGGAAAGUAAUCCAAAAUGGGAAGCUCUACAAGAAGUAUUGAAAGAAAUUGAAAAUGAGAAUAAGAACAGUGAAGAUCUUGGUGGUCCAGGACAAGUGCUKAUUUGUGCCAGUGAUGACCGAGCUUGUGCACAGCUCAAGGAAUGUAUUACGGCUGGAGCAGAAGCUUUUUUAACGAGGCUGUAUAACAAAACCUUUGGAAAGGAUGAGAAGGCUGCAGAAGUGUGGAAGAAGGAUACAAAAGCUGCCAAGACCAAAGGAAGYGCCAGAACAGACACAGGACCUCAAGACAAAAAAUCCAAACUGAAGGUUUCUUCGAAAGAAAGUAAAAGCAAGAAGCAGCAAGACCAUACUUUACCCCAAAUGAUAGCGAAAACUAAGGAGGGAAAUGGAGAGAAGGAGUUGGAAGUGGAAGAAUACCAAGAAUUCAGCAGUAGCCAGGAAAACAAUACUGAGAAGACUCUUUCUGAAGAUUUCUGUAUUAACCUGCCCUCAGAUUCUUACUACGGUAUCUUCAAAACACCCCUCACUAUUAUUCAUCCGUUGCAGGGUUGCAGUGAUCCCUAUGCACUCACUCGGGUACUGCAAGAAGUAGAACCCAGAUAUGUUGUUUUAUAUGAUGCAGAACUAAGUUUUGUUCGGCAGCUGGAGAUCUACAAGGCAAGCAGGCCUGGAAAGCCCUUGAGGGUUUAUUUCCUCAUAUAUGGGGGCUCUACAGAAGAACAGCGCUAUCUCACAGCUCUGAGAAAGGAAAAGGAGGCUUUUGAGAAACUCAUUCGAGAGAAGGCCAGCAUGGUGAUCCCUGAAGAGAGGGAAGGAAGAGAUGAAACUAACUUGGACCUAGUAAGAGAUGCUACUCCUGCAUCCUUCUCCACUGACACGCGCAAAGCAGGUGGACAAGAACAGAAGAGUGUUCAGCAAACUAUAAUAGUGGAUAUGCGGGAAUUUCGUAGUGAGCUUCCCUCACUGCUUCAUCGUCGUGGCAUUGACAUUGAGCCAGUUACUUUGGAAGUUGGAGAUUACAUUUUAACUCCUGAUAUCUGUGUAGAGCGGAAGAGUGUCAGUGAUCUUAUUGGUUCCCUAAAUAAUGGAAGACUGUACACACAGUGCAUUUCUAUGUCCCGUUACUAUAAGCGACCAAUUCUCCUGAUUGAAUUCGACCCUAACAAAUCUUUCUCCUUGAUUCCACGAGGCUCUCUACAUCCGGAGAUUUCCAGUAAUGAUGUUACUUCCAAACUAACCCUACUUACACUCCAUUUCCCUAAGCUGCGUAUCCUGUGGUGUCCCUCUCCUCAUGCUACUGCUGAACUCUUUGAAGAAUUAAAACAAAACCAUCCACAACCUGAUGCAGAAACAGCAAUGGCUGUCACAGCAGAUUCUGAAGUUCUCCCGGAGUCAGACAAGUAUAACCCCGGUCCUCAGGACUUCUUGUUAAAAAUGCCAGGUGUCAACACAAAGAACUGCCGCGUCUUAAUGAACCAUGUUAAAAGCAUUGCAGAGCUAGUGACGCUGUCGAAGGACAAACUUACUGAAAUUCUGGGUAAUUCCGUCAAUGCCACACAACUCUUUGACUUUAUUCACAUGACCUACAGCGAAGCAAUGUCUCAAGGGAAAAACAAAAGAUGACUAAUGGAGGUCGUCCAGCAUAAGCUAUAGUAAAGCAUUUUUGCACAAUACUUUGGCAAAGUAUAUAAAAUAUUUUAAUAUAUGCCUUCCAAGGUAACCAGCUGUUUCCUACCAUAAUUCUGUUCCAUCAGUUUUAAUGCUUGGGUUAAUGUUGGCAAGUUUCAUGAAGAAAAGAUAAAUUGUUGUUAAUGGAGAAAUACAUAAGACUUUUAUUCCUCCUACAGCACUUGAACAAAUUCUCUAGCAACACUGAAUAAACUGAAUGAAGUUCAUCAUGAAGCCCAUUAGGAUUAAGUGCUAAAACUAAUUGAUCAGAGACACAUAUAACAUCUUGUUAAAGAUGAAAAUGCUCAAYUCUACUCUUGCUAUAUCCUGCUUGUCUUUCUUAGUGUGUUAUUUUCUGGAAACUGCCAGCUUCCUGCUGACAAUGAUGAAUCUGUUUGAAAUGCAGCAUGACUUUAGCAGCAAGGUGGUUUAGAAGAAUGUACUUGGAGUCAGUUUUGUGAGUUUUAGAAUAUCAUCACAAACUGAAGUUGGAGGGGUAUGUUCUAUGUUGUAGUUGUUUACUAGCAGUAGUUGCGUUUUUUGAUUCUCCGGAGUCAGUAGAUCUCUGUCUUGAUAGAUUUUGCAAAGUGCUUUCUUUUUGUCUAAACUGGAUAAGGAUUCUGCAUUAACACAAUAGAGCUUAAUAUCAUAGUGCCUUAUUUAUAUUUCUGAAAUAUUUUUGAACCAGAUAUGAUACCUCUUUUCACUGCACUUACUUGAAAGUGGAAAGCUAGAAAUACUGUUGGGAAUGUUCUUUUUA